Messenger RNA from Olea europaea var. sylvestris, 1230 nucleotides. Its product is annotated as protein FAR1-RELATED SEQUENCE 5-like. Gene Ontology annotation, biological process: regulation of DNA-templated transcription. The transcript is spliced from 5 exons. Bases 1 to 1230 code for a protein of 409 amino acids. Lineage: Eukaryota; Viridiplantae; Streptophyta; Magnoliopsida; Lamiales; Oleaceae. The record is from RefSeq and is a predicted model, not a curated record.
AUGGAAGUAUUGGAUGAUGAAGUACUCGUAGAAUCCGACAAUGAGAACUUGAUGGACAAUGUAAUCAUGUUGGAAGAUGAUAAUGUUGGAGGGGAUGCUACAAUUGUGCCGGAGGUGGGUAUGAAAUUCAAUGAUGAGAAAGAGUUGUUUGAAUUCUACAAAAAAUAUGCGUACGAAGUAGCUUUUCCUGUACGAAGAAGAAAUUCCAGAAAGUGCAAUGAUGUAGUGACGUACGUCGCAUUGACUUGUAGUCGUGAGGGACAACAACGCUACCAAAAAGGCGCUUCUUUGAAGCCACAACCAACAAUUCAAAUGGGUUGCAAAGCGAGGAUAACUGCUUCCUUAGAUGUUCGUGGAAUAUGGAGAAUUUGCACGGUUGACCUCGAACAUAAUCAUAAAAUAAGUCUGUCGAAGUCGAGGUUGUAUCGAUGCAACCGUGAAUUGAGUGAACAUGUAAAACGAAGGUUAGAAGUGAAUGAUAUGGCUAGAAUUCCUUUGCAUAAGAGUUACAAUUCUGCAGUGGCUGAAGCUGGUGGGUAUGAGAAUAUGACUUGCAUUGAAAAGGAUUGUCGAAAUUAUGUGGAAAAAGUGAGGCGAUUAAGACUAGGCGAAGGAGAUGCCAUGUCACUGCUUAAGAAUCUUUUCUGGGCCGAUAAUAGAUCUAGGCAAGCAUAUAAGGAAUUUGGUGAUGUAGUGACAUUCGAUACCACUUACCUAACUAAUAAAUAUGACAUGCCUUUUGCUCCUUUUGUUGGAGUAAAUCAUCAUGGACAGUCGAUACUGCUUGGAUGUGGGUUGCUGUCAAAUGAGGAUACAGAUACAUUUGUUUGGUUGUUCAAAACAUGGAUGUUGUGCAUGCACAGUAAAGCUCCUAACGAAAUUAUUACCGAUCAAGACAGGGCUAUGCAGAAUGCAAUUAAAAUUGUGUUUCCAAAUACAAGAGUAGUGUAUGACUUACAGUAUGUUGAAGAGUUUGAAAGAGGUUGGGAAUUGAUGAUUGAUACGUAUAACUUGUACGACAAUGAAUGGUUGUCUGGUGUGGAAAUGGAUGGUGAAAGACGUGGUACUACUGCAAUUGUGAUGAGUUAUAGUACAUUAUAUGCAGAAAUGUACGAUGAAUUACAAAACAUGCUCAGCGUCGAUCCUUCUCGGAGAGCUGUAGAGGCUUACAAUUUUGAAGAGUUUGAUAUGUUCAUGGUUGAAAUAGAAAGUAAAUCAAAUGCUGCAUGA